This is a messenger RNA of Blastocystis hominis, 741 nucleotides long. RefSeq lists its product as hypothetical. Lineage: Eukaryota; Bigyra; Opalinata; Blastocystidae. The record is from RefSeq and is a predicted model, not a curated record. Bases 1 to 741 code for a protein of 246 amino acids. The transcript is spliced from 2 exons. Gene Ontology annotation, molecular function: tRNA binding.
AUGGUAUAUUUUUCUCUCUUUUCUUGCCAUCCAGGCAACAUUAUCACCUUCCAAUGGGAACGACCCCUUAGCGAGCUACUACAUGCGAAUGCAGAAUUUGAAGAACAUCCGAUCGAGUGCCUUCGCUCCUCCGAUUCUUCAGCUCAAACAAAAGAAACAGAGUUAGAAAACACCCGUUCUUCGAUUGUAGAAUCAUCCAGUCCUGCUGCUACUCCUGCUGCGGCUGCUCCGCUCACACCUGAAGAGUGCUUGUCGCAGCUGGACAUUCGUGUAGGUCGCCUCGUAAAGGUUUGGAAUCAUCCCGACAGCGAUAAGUUGCUCUGCGAGCAAGUGGAUGUUGGAGAAGGAGUUCCGCGCAGUAUUGGAUCGGGUAUCCGCGCGUUCCAUUCGGCAGAGGAGAUUCAAGGUCGUUUAGUGUGUGUGAUGUGCAAUUUGAAGCCAAAGAAGCUGGCUGGAUAUCCGUCGAACGGAAUGCUGCUCUGUGCCUCCGUGAAAGACCACUCGAAAGGUGCGCUGAUAGAUCCCCCCGAGGGUAGUGAAGUGGGAGAGCGCGUCUGCUUCGCAGGGAUUUCAGGGAAUGCGGCAGCGCCGAGCCAGGUACACAAGAAGAAAAUGCUGGAGACUGUGCUUCCGUACCUCCAUACGAACAACGAAGGCGUUUGCUGUUUUAAAGAGAUCCCUUUUUCCACAUCGCGGGGAGUGUGUACCUGCAAGAGCUUUCCAAACGAAUCGGUGUCGUGA